UCCGCUGCCACGAGCAUUUUCGUUCUAGCUUGUGACGAGUCGGUCUGGAUUGACGCAGAUAAAAAGCUAACUUAGAAAACACGAGUCUGAAAUAACAUUGGCUUGAACCGACUAAUAAUCAUGUCUGGAUUAAGACAAGCAAGAAUGUUGAGGGUUACGUCAACAGCGUUCCUCGUCACUGUUUUGGUUCUGUCGACAGUGAGCGCGCAAGACACACUCAGCAGCAGUGAGCAACCACCACAGCAAGAAGGAGAUCCAGCAAACAGGAUAUUCGGAUGGCCGCUGCCUGGCAUCACUGCAUCUGUGAAUUUUGGAACAACUGUUACAAGAACAGUACAAGUCCCUUUGUACAUAGUACGUACCAGUACCGUGUGGGGGGGAGGAUCUACUGUGUACUCGUAUCUGCCUGCAAGUACGGUGUAUAUUCCUGCAAGUACAGUGUACCAAGGUCAAAUUCAAACUGUCUUCAGUACACGAACGUCGUACAUACUCAGCACGGUGACAUCAGGCAAUACGGUGGUGGUAUCGCAAUACCUUACAGUCACGACAACAAGGUUUCAGUUUCAGACACUGGUAUCGACGGUGACUUCCUGCGGGUCAUCGCAAGUUGUGUUCGUGACCAGAACUCAGGUCAUCGAGUGCGAGGAUGACACACGCACACGCACGAGGACCAGAACACGAACCAUCACACGCACCUUCACUGACGUCGGUGGCACCAACCCAAUCUUCUAUUCACCAACUCAAACCAUCCCGUCGUCUUACCUGCGCACCGAAGUUUAACAUCGCUGCACUGCCAUCCAAAUACAAUUAGUAAUUUUUCAUAAAUUCUUACUCAUACGACCAUACGACGCUUUUAUCGCCAUCGGCAUCGGACACUAGUUGGGAUAAAGCAGCCGUGGUGAGCCUGUUUGUGCUGCUCCUUGAGUUCACGAAGUAAAGUCGAUGAUGUUUCAAUUUAUCUCUUCGACCCACCCAAACUGGCACCCACACCCUACGUCGAUCGAUAAGGUUUUUCGUCUCUUCAGCUAAAGCUGCUAAAAUUUCAUCAAAAGCUUCAGCAGUAGCUUCCUCAAACUCGCAAUUACUGUCACGUUACAUAUUUUUUACCCGAGCACAAACUUAACUCAAAUGUUUCCAACGACGCAGGGUCGCUAGCGGAUGAGAAAUGCUGUUUAGCUAGUUAUUUUCUCGUGAAUAAGCUUAAUUUAAGACCAGUAAAACUAGAAGGGUGAAUUAUUUGCCGCCAAUACUACCGGCUAAAACUUUCCGUGUGCAAGCACCUUGACCUCACAAGUUAUCUCGACGUUGAUUGCGAUUGAUAACUCCUGGACUUUGGAAAGCUCGUUAUCUUGACUCUCGCUGAUAGUUUCCAACCAUGGCAAUGGCAGGUAAUAAAUACUCAUGCAUUAGUUGGAGAAUGAGAAAAAAACUGUUCAUAUAUAUAUUCAUUCAACAUAGGACUCCCUUUGACGUUUUAGUACAUUAACAAUUGUAUUUUUCAUAUUACGCAAAGGAAAUUUCAAAUACCUCAUUUUUAAUCUAAAUCAAACCUACCCGUUUUGCAAUGUCUCACAAUUCCACCACAAUAACUUGAUUAUAAUUUAUACAUUUAUACUUAUAUACCCAGGUAAAAUAUCCCUUCUGAAUAGGCAUGAAUUGUGGAACUCGUUUGAAUUGGUCCCAUAUAUUUGCUAAAUUUCCAGAAUCUGACCUCAAACAGUCAAACAACCUAACAUUUGAAAAUAAAUUAUUUAUUUGUAAAUCUUUCUUUGUUUUCAUAAUUUAGAGCUUACGAUCAUAAAAUGUAGGACUAGUUAGAGUGCGCAUCCCGUUUACUUACUGCGCACCAACUUACAUUAAUCAACGUGGUUAAAUUUAGAAAUUUUAACUGGGUGUGACCUCGCACGAGUGCGUAUUUUGCUUUUCAGGGUUUUUACUCAUGAUGAAUUAUGGCUCUAUAGUUCGAGUGUGAUUCGAGAUCGAGGAGCGAUUUAGGGCGAUUGUUA
Messenger RNA from Hyalella azteca, 2006 nucleotides. RefSeq lists its product as uncharacterized. The record is from RefSeq and is a predicted model, not a curated record. Lineage: Eukaryota; Metazoa; Arthropoda; Malacostraca; Amphipoda; Hyalellidae. Bases 121 to 780 code for a protein of 219 amino acids. The transcript has 5 exons.